Cyphellophora europaea CBS 101466 is the source of this 3276-nucleotide messenger RNA. RefSeq names its product isoleucine-tRNA ligase. Bases 1 to 3276 code for a protein of 1091 amino acids. The transcript has 2 exons. The record is from RefSeq and is a predicted model, not a curated record. Gene Ontology annotation, biological process: isoleucyl-tRNA aminoacylation. Gene Ontology annotation, molecular function: tRNA binding; isoleucine-tRNA ligase activity; aminoacyl-tRNA deacylase activity. Lineage: Eukaryota; Fungi; Ascomycota; Eurotiomycetes; Chaetothyriales; Cyphellophoraceae.
AUGGCGGUCAACUUCUCUGCGGAGGAAGCUGCUACGCUCAAGCGAUGGCGAGAGAUUGACGCCUUCCAGACUCAAGUUGCUCUGUCCAAAGGCAACCCUGCCUAUACUUUUUUCGAUGGACCACCCUUUGCGACCGGUCUACCUCACUAUGGUCACCUCCUCGCCUCCACCAUCAAGGACAUCAUCCCCCGCUACUGGUCUAUGAAAGGCUUCUAUGUCGAGCGAAGAUUUGGCUGGGAUACACACGGCCUACCUAUUGAAUAUGAAAUUGACAAGAAGUUCAGCAUUUCUGGCCCGGCCGCGGUCAAAGAGAUGGGCAUUGAACGUUACAAUGCAGAGUGCAAGGCUAUUGUCAUGAGGUUCGCGACCGAGUGGAGAGAAACCAUUGAUCGGUUGGGAAGAUGGAUUGACUUCGACAACGACUAUAAGACAAUGAACCCCACCUUCAUGGAAUCGGUGUGGUGGGUGUUCAAACAACUCUUUGACAAGGGUCAAGUCUAUCGCAGCUACCGAGUCAUGCCCUUUUCGACUGCCCUCAGCACACCACUUAGCCAGCAUGAGGCGCAAUCCAAUUAUAAGGACGUUCAGGAUCCAGCUGUUGUGGUGUCAUUCCCUCUUCUAUCGGAUCCCAAUACCAGCUUCCUAGCUUGGACAACGACCCCGUGGACGCUACCGUCGAACUGCGCAUUGGCUGUCCACCCUGAUUAUGAUUAUAUCAAGUUUCUGGACAAGGACUCCGGUCAUCAGUACAUCAUGAUGGAAGAGCUGUUGGGUACCCUGUACAAAGACCCGAAGAAGGCCAAAUUCACCAUUGUGGAGAAGUUGAAGGGCAAAGAUCUCGCUGGACUGAAAUACGAACCACUGUUCAACUACUUCUAUGAAGAAUUCAAGGACUAUGGCUUCAAGGUUCUGACGGCUACCUAUGUCACCAAGACCGACGGUACUGGCAUUGUCCACCAGGCUCCAUCUUUCGGUGAGGACGAUUAUCGCGUUGCACAAGAACACGGUAUCAUCAAUUCCGGCCGAUUACCUCCCAAUCCCGUGGAUGAGACAGGCAAAUUCACCAAGGAGGUCACGGACUUUGUCGGUCAGCACGUGAAGGAUGCCGACAAGAACAUCAUCAAACACCUAAAAGCAAGUGGCAGACUUAUCAAAGAUGGUCAGCUAUUCCACGCCUACCCUUUCUGUUGGCGAUCUGAUACACCACUUAUCUAUCGAGCGAUCUCUGGCUGGUUUGUGAACAUUGCUGGAACGGAGAAAGGCGAGUCCAUCAUUCCUGCCAUGCUUGAUGGCAUUGAGAAGUCUCAUUGGGUGCCCGGGUUUGUCAAGGAGAAGCGCUUUGCAGAUUGGAUCAAGAAUGCCCGAGACUGGAACAUCAGUCGAAAUCGCUACUGGGGUACACCUAUCCCCCUCUGGGCAAAUGAAGACUUCUCAGAGGUCAUUGCCGUUGGCAGCAUCCAAGAGCUGAAGGAGCUUUCUGGAUACUCUGGUGAGAUCGCUGACAUUCACCGCGACAAGGUUGAUAACAUCACCAUCCCCUCGCAAAAGAAUCCCGCUGGGCCCCCGCUCCGCCGCAUCGAUGAGGUCUUCGACUGUUGGUUCGAAUCUGGCUCCAUGCCGUAUGCCUCAUCACAUUACCCCUUUGAGGGGGCUGAUACCUUCAAUGACCGCUAUCCGGGCGACUUCAUCGCUGAAGGCCUGGACCAGACUCGCGGCUGGUUCUACACCCUUGUCAUCCUCGGCAUUCACCUCUUCGGCAAACUGCCCUUCAAGAACUGCGUAGUCAACGGUAUUGUGCUGGCCGAAGACGGCAAGAAAAUGUCAAAACGCCUGAAGAACUAUCCCGACCCGACGACCAUCAUUGACAAGUAUGGCGCCGAUGCGCUCCGCUUGUACAUGAUCAACUCGCCAGUUGUGCGCGCCGAGACCCUACGAUUCAAGGAGGCAGGCGUUAAGGAGAUAGUGACGAAAGUCCUUUUGCCACUGUGGAAUUCCUACAAGUUCUUUGAGGGCCAAGUUGAGCUUCUCAAAAAGCUUGAAAACAUCGAUUUUGUCUUCGAUCCCAAAGCCGAGGAGACCAACACCAACGUUAUGGAUAGAUGGAUCCUGGCAUCGACACAGUCGCUGCUCAAAUACAUCAACGAGGAGAUGGCUGCCUACCGCCUCUACACCGUCGUGCCUGGCUUGCUGAAUCUCAUCGAUGAGACUACCAACUGGUACAUUCGCUUCAACCGCAAGCGAUUAAAGGGCGAGCUUGGCAAGGACGACACCCUCCACGCGCUCAACUCUCUCUUUGAUGUUCUAUAUACCCUCGUACGCGGCCUCGCGCCAUUCACCCCUUUCAUCGCGGAUCUUAUCUACAGCAAGCUCCUGCCUUUCAUCCCCAAGAGCGUGCAUUCCACCGACAUGCGAUCUGUGCACUUCCUGUCCUUCCCCGAGGUCCGAUCUGCCCUGUUCGACGAAGUCGUCGAGCGCCGUGUUGGUCGUAUGCAAAAGGUCAUCGAGCUAGCUCGGCAGUCGCGCGAUCGUGUCGCCAUCGGCUUGAAGACCCCGCUAAAGACGCUUGUGGUCCUCCACAAAGACCAACAGUACCUCGAUGAUGUCAAGAGUCUAGAAGGUUACAUCACCGAGGAGCUCAAUGUGCGGGACCUAAUCUUGACUUCAGAUGAGGACAAGUACAACGUACAGUACUCAGUCUCCGCGGACUGGCCGGUUCUCGGCAAGAAGCUCAAGAAGGAUGUGCAGAAGGUCAAGAAAGCUCUGCCAGAUCUGAGUUCGGCGGAUUGCAAGGCCUAUCUGGCGGAGGGCAAGACGCAGGUGGCAGGCAUUGAGCUUGUUGAGGGCGACUUGGUUGUCAAGCGCACCCUCAAGGAGGGGGAAAACAGCAAAACGCAAGAGACAAACUCCGAUAACGACGUAUUGACCAUUCUCGACGUGGCCAUUUACCCCGAGCUCGCGCAGGAGGCGCUAGCGCGUGAGAUUGUCCGGCGCGUCAACGAUAUCCGGAAGAAGGCAGGUCUGAAGCCCACAGACGAUAUCAAGAUGGAGUAUCGGGUGAAAGAGGAUCCGGACAACACCGGCAUCGAGCGGGCCUUUGAGGAACAGGCGGCGUUCAUCGAGAAGGCGCUGAGGCGGCCAGUGGACAAGCAUGUCGUGACGGACCUGGAACCCGAGCCGAGCAAAGAGGCGAUGAAGAAGGAAGAAGAGAAGCUGAUCAUGCAGAGCGAUCAGGAGGUCAACCGCGCGGUGUUUGAGUUGCGGCUGUUGCGGCUGUGA